Messenger RNA from Molossus molossus (Pallas's mastiff bat), 2025 nucleotides. It is a transcript of the gene KIF2B, whose product is annotated as kinesin family member 2B. NCBI's taxonomy places the organism in Eukaryota, Metazoa, Chordata, Mammalia, Chiroptera, Molossidae. The record is from RefSeq and is a predicted model, not a curated record. The coding region runs from base 1 to 2025 and encodes 674 amino acids. Gene Ontology annotation, molecular function: ATP binding; microtubule motor activity; microtubule binding. Gene Ontology annotation, biological process: microtubule-based movement. The transcript has a single exon.
AUGGCCAGCUCGUUAUGCCUCCCCGUCUCCCGGCACCUCUCAUCCUUGAAACCCUUGCAGGCCCACUUCCGAGACGUCCGAGAGGGUAUCUGCGUGGCCAUCCAGCGCAGCGACGGGCGCAUCCACCUCGCCGUGGUCACGGAGUUCAAAAGAGAAAACACCUGGGUCACAGUAGAGUGGGUGGAAAAGGGAGUCAAAAAAGGUAAGAGGAUUGACCUAGAGAGCAUAUUCCUGCUGAACCCAGUGCUGUCCUCUGCUGAACACGCCGCACCGUCCAGGUUGUUGUCCCCCUUGUCUCUGGCGCCCUCUUCGGCCAUCGGGGACCAACAGGCGGCCACGCGGUGGAUUGCAAAGAUCCCCCAGAAACACGAAACGCCCUCAGGGGACAGCCUGGCUGUAAAAGUCCCCAGCAACCCUUGCCUGAUGAAGUGGAAAAAGUCUCCCUGCCUCCGGGAAAUUGAGAAGCUGCAGAAGCAGCGGGAGACUCGCAGACAGCAGCAGCUGGAGAUCCGAGCCCAGCGCACCCUGGAAGUCCGCACGGGGAACCCCAACUACGAGAUGGUGCGCCUGAUCGAGGAGUACCGCAGGCACCUGGACAGCGGCUCCGUGUCCAACCCGGAGCUGCGGGCGGACCGUCGGAUCUGCGUCUGCGUGAGGAAGCGGCCUCUCAACCAGCAGGAGACCAGCAUGCAGGACCUGGACAUCAUCACCAUCCCCUCGGACCACGUGGUCAUGGUGCACGAGUCCAAGCAAAAGGUGGACCUCACGCGCUACCUGGAGAACCAGACCUUCUGCUUCGACCACGCUUUCGAUGACACGGCCUCCAACGAGCUGGUGUACAAGUUCACCGCCCAGCCGCUGGUGGAGUCCAUCUUCCGCAAGGGCAUGGCCACCUGCUUUGCCUACGGGCAGACGGGCAGCGGGAAGACGCACACCAUGGGCGGAGCCCUUUCAGGAAAGGCCCAGAAUUGUUCUACAGGCAUGUACGCCCUGGUGGCACAGGAUGUCUUCCGGAAGCUUAAAACCUCAGCUUAUGAGCAGCUGGAUCUCAAAGUCUAUGGCGCAUUUUUUGAGAUUUAUGGGGGCAAGGUCUACGAUCUGUUGAACUGGAAGAAGCAGCUGCAGGUCCUGGAGGAUGGCCAUCAGCAGGUCCAGGUGGUCGGGCUGCAGGAGAAGGAGGCGUGCAGUGUGGAGGACCUGCUGAGCCUCGUGGCGCUGGGGAGCAGCUGCCGGACUUCUGGGCAGACGUCAGUCAACGCCCACUCUUCCAGGAGCCACGCGGUCUUCCAGAUCAUCCUGAAGUCGCGAGGGACGCUGCAUGGCAAGUUUUCUCUUGUAGACUUAGCCGGGAACGAAAGGGGGGCAGAUACCGCCAAGGCCAACAGGAAAAGACAGCUGGAAGGGGCAGAAAUUAAUAAGAGUCUCCUCGCGCUCAAGGAAUGCAUCCGGGCUUUGGGUCAGAACAAGUCCCACACCCCGUUCCGAUCCAGCAAACUCACCCAGGUGCUCCGGGACUCCUUCAUAGGCCAGAACUCCUCCACUUGCAUGAUUGCCACCAUCUCUCCAGGGAGGUCCUCCUGCGAAAACACCCUCAACACUUUAAGAUACGCAAAUCGAGUAAAAGAAUUAAGUCUAGAUGUCAGGCCCCACAAUCGUCGUCCCUAUCCCAUGGGACAUGAGGUGCCAAGGAUGUUGGAAGAUCACAUUAGAAAUUCAGAAAUGUCCCUUCGGAACGAUGAAUGUGUUGACAUGCCAUGUAUACAGAGAGAGAAGGAGGAAGAGUCGAGAGAAAUGGACAGGUUCUCCACUCCAUUCCUGGAGGAAACCAAGACUUCGUGGAAGGAAUCCAGCCCGUGGCCAGUGAACAACAUGCAGGAGACAUCGGAUGGGGUCAGCUAUGAUGUUCAUUUUUGCAUUGUCCAGUUAUUGUCCAUUUUGGAGCAGAAAAUCGGUAUUCUGACUGACAUUCAAAACAAACUGCAAUUAUUACGAGCCGACCUCCAACGGAAGAGAAAGGUUGAGUGA